AGCCCGAGGCGGCGACAGUGGAGGAGGAAGGGGAGGAGGCGCCGGUGUUCGGGGUCCGGGUCCGGGUGGUGAGCGGGUGACGCGGCCAUGGCGACCACUGUCAGCACCCAGCGGGGCCCGCAGCCGGUACCCGGAGCACCUGUGUCGAUUUGGCUGACCAGGCCAAGAGAAGAAGGAUCCUUCUGGGCCCAGCCCUUGCACACUCGGCCCUGACGUCUGCCCGGACCCUCCCUCAGCCGCCCCGUACCUUUUAGGGUCCUCUGAACUGGAGUCGUCAUUUUGUCUUGAUCCCCCUAACAGGACAUGGUUUACAUUGGCGAGCUGCCCCAGGACUUCCUGCGCAUCACCCCCACGCAGCAGCAGCAGCAGAUCCAGUUGGACGCACAGGCUGCGCAGCAGUUACAGUACGGCGGAGCCUUGAACACCUUGGGUCGCCUCAGCAUCACUGUGGUGCAGGCGAAGUUGGCGAAGAACUACGGCGUGACCCGCAUGGAUCCGUACUGCCGCAUCCGGCUGGGCUACGCCGUAUACGAAACAGCCACUGCCCACAAUGGUGCCAAGAACCCUCGGUGGAACAAAGUGAUUCAGUGCACGGUGCCCCCGGGCGUGGACUCUUUCUACCUGGAGAUCUUUGAUGAGCGCGCCUUCUCCAUGGAUGACCGCAUCGCAUGGACGCACAUCACGAUUCCUGAGUCUCUCAAACAAGGGAAGGUGGAGGAUGAAUGGUACAGCUUAAGUGGAAGACAGGGCGAUGACAAAGAAGGGAUGAUUAACUUGGUCAUGUCCUACACGUCUCUCCCGACCGCCAUGAUGAUGCAGCCUCAGCCUGUGGUCCUGAUGCCCACGGUGUACCAGCAGGGGGUUGGCUAUGUGCCCAUUACAGGAGUGCCUGCUGUUUGUGGCCCAGGGGUGGUGCCCUUGGCAGUGGCCCCUCCAGUGGUCAGUCCCCAGCAGCCGUGUAGUGAAGAGGACCUGAAAGCCAUCCAGGACAUGUUCCCCAACAUGGACAGAGAAGUGAUCCGCUCGGUGCUGGAAGCGCAGAGGGGGAACCGGGAGGCGGCCAUCAACUCCCUGCUCCAGAUCGGGGAGGAAUCCUAGGGCCUCCCCCCCGGGCGUGGCCUGCUCGCCACCCCUCCCUUCACCCCGCCUGGCAUCAGCGUAGAGUCCCCGAGUGAUUGUCAUCUCUCUUUUUCUUGGGCAUUAACAUGCCAUUUUUUGGGUCA
This is a messenger RNA of Phascolarctos cinereus (koala), 1223 nucleotides long. RefSeq names its product toll interacting protein (gene TOLLIP). The record is from RefSeq and is a predicted model, not a curated record. Gene Ontology annotation, molecular function: ubiquitin conjugating enzyme binding; ubiquitin binding. Gene Ontology annotation, biological process: ubiquitin-dependent protein catabolic process. NCBI's taxonomy places the organism in Eukaryota, Metazoa, Chordata, Mammalia, Diprotodontia, Phascolarctidae. Gene Ontology annotation, cellular component: cytoplasm.